Molecule: messenger RNA, 721 nt
Organism: Drosophila rhopaloa
Lineage: Eukaryota; Metazoa; Arthropoda; Insecta; Diptera; Drosophilidae
Exons: 2
Coding region: 1-660 (219 amino acids)
Source: RefSeq, a predicted model, not a curated record
AUGAAGUGGACAACGGGUCUGCUCUUGGCGGUGGGUCUUCUCACCCUGCCAUCCCCCGGACUCACCUCCCGGAAUCUCACCGAGUUCAUGGGACAUCGGCAGAAGCGAUAUCUGAUCUACCAGAAUAGUGGGUCCCUCAAGUUUAGCAUUGGUCCUUCGACCCCGAUACCGCUGGAGGAUAAGGUGUCCUUUCGAUCCUGUGUGCUCUCCUUUACGCUCCAAGGUGGGUCCUAUUCCCUGCCCACUUCACCCAUAUGGCCGUGGGAUAAGUGGGAGGGCACAUUCGCCCGAUCCUUGAUGCAAAUGAGAAGGAAUAUCGAGCGGCAUACGGCCAAUGGAGAAGUGCGAUAUGCAGACGAUGCCAGACUCCUGGUUUACACUGCUCUGGAGGAGUACAUUGGCAGAAGGAACAACAACCCUUCCAUGGGCAGACAAUGCCUUUUGAGGUCCAUCUGCGAAAAUGCCCAGAUACAUCACCACAUCGGGGUGUUCUCGGAAAUUAUGGAUAUUGUACUCAGUCCCGGAAAAGCGGAUUUGGAUAGUUCCUAUCAUGAGGCCUUUGCUGCCGGAAGGGCUGGAGCCAAUUGCCUGGGCCUGUACAAGUCUUGUCCUCGGGGUCUUAACUUUCUAGAUGGGCUUUUGAUUGUGGAAGAUGAUUGAUUUACUUCUACUGCAGCCGCAACGGAUUUCUGUGGUGUACGGAAGAGAAUAGCUAUCCGCA